AUGCAUGAGCCAACAACCUACAAUAUCACCCCCACAAAACUAAUCCCCAACUCCCCCAAACCACUUCUUCAUUACAAAAACGCCUUCGUCCGGGACGGCAAGCUCGACAUAGGACUUGCAUAUGAUACCUUUGUGAAGAACGGGUGGGAAGUACAAUGGGUCACACAAUACGCCCGGUGUCAACGGUCGCACUACCAUCCUAAAACCCACGAAGCGAUGGUUGUCGUAUCAGGACCGGGUCAAAUUCGCUGGGGUGUGGCAGAUCUCGACGAAGACGAAGAAAGACAUACUUACGGCGAUGCACGUGAAGAAGGUGGGUUUCUGUUGGAUGUUAAUGUCGGUGACCUAUUCGUUAUCCCGGCUGGUGUCGCGCAUAAGAAUUAUGACCCCUUUGCUUCACAUCCGCACGUCAACUGUCUGACUGGAAAUGCGCGGGGGAUCGAGUCCGAUGAUCCACGGGCCAUGGUACAGGGGUUAGAGAUGAAAGGGUUCAUGAUGAUGGGUGCUUAUCCGCAUGGAGAAAAUUGGAGUUGGGGAGAUGGUGGGGAUUCUCCGGACUUUGAUGCCGUUUGGAACGUGGAAAAUCCCCAGUUUGAUCCUUUUGUUGGGAGUGACGGGGGAAUUGGAAAGUAUUGGAAGUGA
Messenger RNA from Penicillium waksmanii, 642 nucleotides. RefSeq names its product cupin domain-containing protein. Bases 1 to 642 code for a protein of 213 amino acids. Lineage: Eukaryota; Fungi; Ascomycota; Eurotiomycetes; Eurotiales; Aspergillaceae. The record is from RefSeq and is a predicted model, not a curated record. The transcript has a single exon.